AUGGAAUCUAACAGGGACGAAGAAGAAGAGCCGACCAUUCAACCCCUGACACAGACCAGGCAGAAGAGUCUGAGCGGCCCCCAGGGGACACUUCAGAGGGUCGGGCCCCCAGGGGACACCUCAGAGGGUCGGGCCCCCGGGACACCUCAGAGGGUCGGGCACCCGGGACACUUCAGAGGGUCGGGCCCCCGGGACACUUCAGAGGGUCGGGCCCCCGGGACACUUCAGAGGGUCGGGCCCCCGGGGGACACUUCAGAGGGUCCGGAUGGUUCUGUGAAGGUGUGUAUUGUGCAGAAGAGAGACACAGAGAAGAUGUACGCCAUGAAGUACAUGAACAAACAGCAGUGCAUCGAGCGAGACGAGGUCCGCAACGUCUUCAGAGAACUGGAGAUCCUGCAGGAGAUCGAACACAUGUUUUUAGUCAACCUCUGGUAA
Messenger RNA from Knipowitschia caucasica, 435 nucleotides. The record is from the annotation of a GenBank genome assembly. NCBI's taxonomy places the organism in Eukaryota, Metazoa, Chordata, Actinopteri, Gobiiformes, Gobiidae.